GCCUCGGAGAGUAACGCGGGAAACGUCGCUGUGUUAGUUGUGUUUUUCACAGGACGACAACAACUAAGUCGAAUUGACUCAUGAUACUAACACUAUUUGGGUCAAACUAACAUUUACCCCCCAUAAGGCCCCUCCAGAUAUCCUUUUUUUAACCGAGUUAAUGUUUUAACGCUGACUAUAGUCCUCCAGCGGUUGUGUGGAGCCAGCGGAUGAGCCUCGACAAGAAGCAGCACUUUCGGUGAAUGAAUGUCCCCGCGCGCUCUCGUGGUUAGCUCGGACACAAAGACGAAGCUUUGCUAGCUUUAGCCUCCAGGCGCCGGUCGGUCGAGGCUCUCCACUCCCAUGGAGUCGUUCCAGAAAGUCGAGAAGAUAGGAGAGGGUACUUACGGGGUGGUGUACAAGGCCAAGAACAAGAGCACCGGAGAAACUGUCGCUCUGAAGAAGAUCAGAUUGGACACGGAAACCGAGGGUGUUCCAAGCACCGCCAUUCGAGAGAUUUCGCUCCUUAAAGAGCUCAGCCAUCCAAAUAUUGUCAAGUUACACGAUGUCAUCCACACAGAAAACAAGCUAUACCUUGUUUUUGAGUUCCUUAAUCAGGAUCUAAAGAAGUUCAUGGACUCCUCCACGGUCACCGGAAUCCCUCUUCCUCUCAUUAAGAGUUACCUCUUCCAGCUGCUGCAGGGCUUGGCGUUCUGCCACUCCCACAGGGUUCUUCACCGGGACCUGAAGCCUCAGAACCUUCUCAUCAACGCCCAGGGGGAGAUCAAGUUGGCGGAUUUUGGUCUGGCAAGAGCGUUUGGCGUGCCUGUGCGUACGUACACACACGAGGUGGUGACAUUAUGGUACCGAGCACCUGAGAUCCUGCUAGGCUGCAAAUUUUACUCCACAGCUGUUGACAUCUGGAGUCUGGGAUGCAUCUUUGCUGAAAUGAUCACCAGACGGGCGCUCUUCCCUGGCGACUCCGAGAUUGACCAGCUAUUCCGAAUCUUCCGCACCCUGGGCACCCCCGAUGAAGCCACGUGGCCGGGAGUUACAUCCAUGCCGGACUACAAACCGUCGUUCCCCAAGUGGGCCCGCCAGGAUCUCUCCAAAGUGGUUCCUCUCCUGGAUGAGGACGGUAGAGAGUUACUCGGAGAAAUGCUGCACUACGACCCGAACAAAAGGUUAUCCGCCAAAAACGCCCUGGUCCAUCGAUUCUUCCGUGAUGUCACCAUGCCGCUUCCUCAUCUGAGAAUCUGAAUUGCAGGGAGAAAUAAUUAGCUUCAAAUUCUUAAUAAGCAGUAAGUGGCCUGAGUUGGUGGCAUAUUAGGGGAUGUUUGGUAUCUGAAGGUUAUGCCAUAUGUAAAAAAACAACUUAGAUCGUGCUUUGUUAGUACUAACGACUGUUUUGUACAAGCCUUCACAGAUUUCUUCUAGUUUAGGAAGCAAACCCUUGUUAUUUAAAUAGCAUGUUGGCUUUAGAGCCUCCAAACUUAGAUAAAAAAUCAUUGCUAACAUUUUUCGGGAUAGUGCAAAUAUCAACUUUUUAUUGGUCUUUCCAGUUUCGCAGUGAAAGAACUCGGUGAAACUAUAAAAAAAUAUAUUUUAUUCCUCAUCUUUGUACAUACACUGUUAAAGUUGCAAUGUUUGCAUUGUAUUCAGAUUUUACACUUUUUUUGUGUGUGGCAAUUUUCUUACUCUCAAUUUUAUUCUCCCCUAAUGAAGCGUUUUAACAUGGCUGCUUGUUAUUGACAGUUGGAAAAAAUAAACUUGUUUAUA
This is a messenger RNA of Doryrhamphus excisus (bluestripe pipefish), 1758 nucleotides long. RefSeq names its product cyclin dependent kinase 2 (gene cdk2). Lineage: Eukaryota; Metazoa; Chordata; Actinopteri; Syngnathiformes; Syngnathidae. Gene Ontology annotation, biological process: regulation of G2/M transition of mitotic cell cycle; G1/S transition of mitotic cell cycle; regulation of gene expression. Gene Ontology annotation, cellular component: nucleus; cyclin-dependent protein kinase holoenzyme complex; cytoplasm. The record is from RefSeq and is a predicted model, not a curated record. Gene Ontology annotation, molecular function: cyclin binding; ATP binding; cyclin-dependent protein serine/threonine kinase activity.